AUGGAUAGAGGACUAGAGGUGAGGUGGGAUGAUAUGGAAGGUAAUCGGCAUACUAGGGUGUCACCUUGGGAGAUUGAACCAUCCGGUUCGGCAUAUGGACCCAGCAGCUUUUUGGUACCUGGUACAAAGAGAACUAGGGGCAGCUUGCCGACAACAAAACCUCAUUUUCCAAUUCAAGGAGAUGGGAAUGAAGCUUCGGAUUUUGAGGAACCUUCAAGGUUCGAGGUCUUAAGUUCAAUGAUUUCUGGAGUAGGCGGAAACAUUAGGCAUCUUCAGGAAGGCUCAGAGACCCCCUCUGUAGGCACAGGGUUUGUUGAAUCGUCUCGAUUCCGUAAGGUCUUGCAAGGUCAAGAAACUCCCUCUAGCCUGCAAUAUGGAAGAUGCCCAGCUGCUAACCAAUUCCGGGAAAACAGUGGCAGUGUUCAAUUGCCAAAUUAUGGAAGUAAUUGGUCUGCUUAA
Messenger RNA from Fraxinus pennsylvanica, 459 nucleotides. The record is from the annotation of a GenBank genome assembly. Lineage: Eukaryota; Viridiplantae; Streptophyta; Magnoliopsida; Lamiales; Oleaceae.